AGACGUUCGGUUCUCCACCCGACAUACUUGCAAUGGUGCAUUAAGCCACGUUGAUGGCAGUGCUGUUUCUGCAUGCGGAUUUUUGCCUCAAGAUAUGAUCGGAAGAAACGUUUUCGAAUUCUAUCACCCUGAAGAUUUGCCAUUGCUUCAAGAAAUAUAUCAAGAAGUUGUUGAGAAGGGCAGAGCUGUGGGUACAUCAUUCAGAAGCAAACCCUACAGAUUUCUAGUUCAAAAUGGUGGUUAUGCAACGGUAGAAACAGAAUGGUCUAGUUUUGUCAACCCUUGGUCAAGGAAGCUUGAAAUAGUUACAGGACUGCACAGAGUUUUAAAGGGUCCACCAACACCAAAUGUUUUUGCAGAAGCACAAAGUAAUCCAACAAGCUGCAUCUCUGAAGAAGUUUUGAAAGAGAGUAAACUAAUUCAACAAGAAAUUCUUCAAUUGUUAAAAGAGGUAAUUGUGAUUCGACGACCUGCUGAGCAUGUUAAGCGCCAGUUUUAUAAACGUUGUCAAGCACUGGCUUCGUACAUGGAAAAUUUAAUAGAUGACGUAGCUCAACCAACAUCCAAGGAAAUUUUACCUCUGAAAGUUGAACCAACGUUUUCAGAACGCGAUUCUGUUAUGUUGGGCGAAAUAUCACCACAUCACGAGUCUUAUGACAGUAAAAGCAGUUUUGAGACACCUCCCAGUUACAAUCAAUUGAACUAUAAUGAGAACAUACAAAGGUUCUUUGAAAGUAAACCAAAAACGUCAUUUGACGAAGCCACAACCGGUAAUAGUCACACUGACACAGAUUUGGAAGGAAAGCAGGAUUCACAAGAUGGUGGUAGUGGUAGCAAUGGAAGUGGCAGCGGAAAUAUAAGUUCUGGAAGCAAUGGUGGUGGAGCAAACACUCAUCCUCAUGGAAGUGUGACAACAAGUGGAGGAGAAGCUUCGCGAACUGGUUCAGGAUCAGGAAAUGGUUCAAGUGUUAAUAGGCCACCUCAGCUAACUAAAGCUAUGCUUGCUCGUCAUAACGAAGAUAUGGCUAAAAUCAUGGUCAGGAAGCAUAGAGAAGCCAGAGGUUCCAGAGCUCAUGAACGCAAGAGUGGUCACAGAAAAGGCGGCGAUAAAAACAAACAAAAUAAAGGUCAAGGACUAAAACGCAGUGGGUCUCAUUCCUGGGAAGCAGAAUUUCACAAUAAAACAGUGAAGCAAAGUCACUUGCCAUCAGUUCCUACAUCUGGUCCCAUGAUGAUGCAACAUAUUAUAAAAACAUCAUCUCCUCUUCAUGCCGGUAUACCAACUUCCUUCACUGGUCUGCAACCUAAUAUAGCAAAUGGUUUCCGAGUUCCAGAUCUACAACAUGAUUUAAGACGCACAAUGCCUUCAUCAAUACUUCACCCAGGACUCCAAAAUAUACCAAGGCCUGUGUUAGCUCCUGAUUUGCAGCACCCAAUAAUACAACCAAUUGUUCCUCCAAACAUACAACAAAAUAAUAGAGGAGUCAUCAACAGUAAUAACUUUAUAUCAGAAGGAAUGUUUGCUCCUAGAAAUCAUAAUGGUCAGUGGCAGCCUUUCAAUGUACCUCUGGCUCCGCAAAAUGGACAAGGACCUAGAACUGCAGGUCCAGCAGUUAUUGAAAACAGUCCACAAAUCGCACCCAACAUGUUUCCGCAAGUGUGCUACAUUCCAACACCGCAGCAAGCGCCAAGGCCAAGUAUUCAGCAACACAGCCCUACAAUAUCACCAUUUGUUCAAUAUUUACCAGGCAUGGUAUAUACCCCGCAUCCUAUAUUCGGACAGCCAAUGCUGUAUCCGCCUUUUACAGUUUACCAUCCAAUGCAAAUUCCUAAUCAAGGAACUUCAGGGCAAAUGCAACAGCAUUAUAACAUCAUUAUUCUCAUGUGCCUUAUUAGUAUAGUUAUUAACCAGAGCAGGUAAUGUGUGAAUAUUCCGCCGGACAAGCCGACUGGCGCUUUCAAGGGCGGCGGAGGGGCUAGCACGCGCAACGAAGGAGUGCGUAGCCCUAAAGUCGUCCGUCCA
Molecule: messenger RNA, 2023 nt
Organism: Ctenocephalides felis (cat flea)
Lineage: Eukaryota; Metazoa; Arthropoda; Insecta; Siphonaptera; Pulicidae
Product: period circadian protein-like
Exons: 12
Coding region: 95-1921 (608 amino acids)
Biological process (GO): entrainment of circadian clock by photoperiod; circadian regulation of gene expression; negative regulation of transcription by RNA polymerase II
Cellular component (GO): cytoplasm; nucleus
Molecular function (GO): transcription cis-regulatory region binding; transcription corepressor binding
Source: RefSeq, a predicted model, not a curated record